Stegastes partitus (bicolor damselfish) is the source of this 3223-nucleotide messenger RNA. It is a transcript of the gene nsun3, whose product is annotated as NOP2/Sun RNA methyltransferase 3. The transcript is spliced from 6 exons. The record is from RefSeq and is a predicted model, not a curated record. Gene Ontology annotation, cellular component: mitochondrial large ribosomal subunit. Gene Ontology annotation, biological process: rRNA methylation. Lineage: Eukaryota; Metazoa; Chordata; Actinopteri; Pomacentridae. Gene Ontology annotation, molecular function: RNA methyltransferase activity. The coding region runs from base 112 to 1506 and encodes 464 amino acids.
AGUCAACGUUGAGCGUUUUCGAAUGUUUUUAUGAGAGAAAUUUGCUAUUAAUGAAAAUAAAUUAGGACUUGUCAGCUACGCGGUAAAAUACAGACCCCGAUACCUAAAAAAAUGUUUUCAGUACAGUUUUUUAAUACGUGGAAGAAAAUUUGCUGUGAAACUAAGAAGCUAACGCCGGCAGCUCUGUGCUGGUUGUGGUCGUCCAACUGUCACACGUCUUCUGACGUUGUUUUACAGCAAAAUACCCCAAAAGGAGCCACAAAUAAUCAGGUAACAAAAAGGCCCAAAAAAGAAAGAUCUUCAUGUCAAGCGGUACUGAAUCACUUUGACCAGCAGUACAGUGAGGAACUUGGAGACUUGUGGCCAUCUGCAAGGAGAGUGCUGUUGGACCCUCCGUCUUGGCAGUAUGGUGUCAUGCUCAACCGCUUCGGCGCUGUGACAGACAUCACACAGAUUCUUCAAUCCCAAGGCUUUUCUACAUUGCUGCCGCAAACGGAUGUCUCAGCGUUGCUUUGCAAUGGUCCCUCCACUGUGUCAAAUUCUAAAUACCAAGAAGGAAAAGACGCUCUGUUGUCAUCUCACUACAUCAACAAAUGCCCUCCUGAUGACUCCCAUCCGCAGCCUGACAGCACCUCGCACACGCUCGGUCAGGACCCUCAAUCAGGGCCUUCACUGGGUUUGCCACAUUGUCCGUUACAGUGUUACAUCCACCCAAGCGCACUUCGAUUUCCCUCUCAGGCUCACAGGCCUGGCCAGCUGAAGCAGUACUACCUCCUGAACGCUGCCUCCCUGCUUCCAGUGCUGGCUUUGCAAGUCAGAGAUGGGGAAAAAGUUUUGGAUCUUUGCUCUGCCCCUGGUGGCAAAGCCUUAGCCAUUAUGCAGAGUGCCACACCAGCACUUCUCUGCUGUAACGAACCAGAUCCUCACAGACGGGACUGGUUGGCCAAAACCUUGGAGUCUUUUCUGCCGAGCUUACUGAACAGCCAAGUGAUUGUGUCUGCGCAGGAUGGACGGUCUUUUGGGCAAAGUGAAGCUGGUUUGUACGACAAGGUUUUGGUCGAUGCUCCAUGUUCAAAUGACAGGAGCUGGUUGUAUUCUUGCAGCAACCAGAAGGGGGAACAGAGGCUGAAGGAAAGAGGCAGGCUGCCUGCGCUCCAGGCUCAACUGCUUAGGUCUGCACUGUCAGCGGUGCGUCCAGGGGGCAUUGUUGUCUAUUCAACUUGCACACUGUCCAGCUUUGAGAACCACGCUGUGAUUAAGACAGUGCUCAGUGACUUUCCCGAGGCUGAACCUGAAGACCUGUGGGAGGAGAUUGCCAUUCCUUUAUCAAAAUACUUUGCAUUUAGUUCUCACCCUGGUCAUGGACAGACACCUCACAAGCCCUCCUUGCAGCCACAGAACGGCACCAUGUCCUCUUAUCAUCACGGACUCGGCAUUCUAGUGGUCCCUCAGCCCAACAAAACCUGGGGACCCAUGUUUUUGUCUCGGAUUAGAAGAAGGAAAUAGUCUGUAUUUUCCUGUGUGGAAAAGAUGUGUAGAAUGAAACUGCUAAACUUACACAUUACCUUAAUGUAAAGCGCCAGAUUAAGAAUUUACAAUUCAGAUAUAUGCUGCAAACUCUGCCAACCUGUGCCAUUUACAGAAGAGGACAGUAACAGCAGCGGUAGUUUUGAUAUGUGGGUGUAAACAUGUUAGCGUCAACACAUACAAGUCUGAAAGUCAUAAAUGUUGCAGUUUUAACAAUGUAAAAACUGCAAACAUGCAUUACGUUAAUGCUUGACAGUGGGUAAAUGCGAUUUGAUUGACUGCUGCCUUGAGAAACUGAACAUUUCUUAACUUUCCACAGUUCAAACACAGGUAUCCAACUGACCCACAAUUCAGUUUGGAAACUCUUUAUGUAACUCAAUUUCAAGUAAUGGGUAAGCAAGACAGUUGAAACCUGAAACACGUGCCGCCAAGUGUCGCAGCUGCAGUUUUCAUUGUCGAAAACUGCAGGGUCUUUGUGUGUGGGUGUGUUAAAUGAGACUGUACAUUCAAUAAGCAAAUAAGAAUAGAAUACUUCUCACAUCAUUCGUACUUGUCUCCAAUCUGCAUCAACACAGACCUUAGACAAGAUAUAUUUAAUUAAAGCAUAUAAUUAGCGUCCCUAUGAUAAUAAAUGUAUCAAAUGACGAUGUGAUAAUGUGUCUGUGUGAAAGAGGCUGCUUGCUGUGAUUUACAUACAGAGAAUUACCAGCCAAAUCUGCAGCUCCCCUCGGGUUUAUGGAGCUUUAUUUCCAGUUUCAGUUCAUGUGUCCAGCCCACGACUUUAUUUUGUUGGUUUACUGUUUUCAUGGUAUCAGCUGGUUUCAGGAAAAAAUAAUCUAAGAGGAGAAUUUAGCUUCUACAGUGCCAGAUAUUUUCCUUCGGAAUUGGAAGAGCCCCCAAAACAGAUCUAAAAGAUCAUGACAAUUGGAGUUAAAGUCUUCAAGAUGCCAAAAACAGAACUCUAAAUGAAUGACGAUGUUGCUCCAUAAUUAGUAGAUGUUUAAAUCAGCUGCAGUUUGCUAACAAGUUUGCCCAUGUUAGCUUAAAAUGCAAUGGUAUACCAGUGUGAUCACAGUUUGUUUCCUCUUCCCUCAAAUGGCUAGAAAAUCCUGUUAGGGCAAGGUUGACUGCUUUAUUUUAGCCUCUACAUCCCACCUUCUUUUUAUUUUUUGUUAUUUAUUAUUGAUUGUUUAUUCCCCACCCAACUUCUUUAGCAUCUUAAAGUACAUGACUGUCAUCUUGUGGGCUAAGGACACACAUUGACACCACAUAAAUGUGAACUCUGUAAUGUUGCAGUAAUCAGCAGAAAAUGUGCCCCAUUCAACUGCCAGUUUAAACUGUAGAAUUUACAAUCUUAAAAACACACACACUUCCGAACAGAAGAUAUAUUUUUUAAAAAAACAACAAAAAACCAAACAAACAAACCAAAAAAAAAAACUGCAGCUGCAGGAGGAAGACGCAGCUGUCAAAAUUGCAGAAACUGCUCGCAUGUCUAUAUCUAAGUCUGAACCGCUGCUGUUGCUGUCUGGAAAAUGCAAGGUGCAGAAACCUGAGUUUCCACUGCAAUGUAUAAUUUGAUAUCGACCGGAUGUGCUUUUCCAUUGCAGUACUUUGCAAUAAUAACACUGUAUCCACAUAAGACUUCAUUAUUGUGUGAUGUGAGAUGGUAAUAUUAAAAAACAAAACAAAAAAAAAA